AUGGAAGGUGUAUAUUUUAAUAUUGAUAACGGGUUUGUCGAAGGUGUUGUUAGAGGUUAUAGAAAUGGGUUGUUAACAAACAAUCAAUACAUCAAUUUGACUCAAUGUGAUACUUUAGAAGAUUUGAAAUUACAAUUAUCUUCGACUGAUUAUUCCAAUUUCCUAUCUUCAGUUGCUACUGAAAAUUUAACCACCACUAUCAUACAAACAUUCUUAUCAGACAAAUUGUUUAAUGAGUUUAAUUACAUCAAAGACCAAACAAGCGGUAUAACCAAAAAAUUCAUGGAUUACAUCACAUACGGAUAUAUGAUUGAUAAUGUUGCAUUGAUGAUUACAGGUACUAUUCAUGAACGUAACAAGGCAGAAAUUUUACAACGUUGUCAUCCUUUAGGUUGGUUCGAUACUUUACCAACUUUGACUGUAGCAACUGAUUUACAAAGUUUAUACGAUACUGUUUUGAUCGAUACUCCCUUGGCUCCUUAUUUCUUGGAUUGUUUUGAUAAUGCAGACGAAUUAGAUGAUUUGAACAUUGAAAUUAUCAAGAAUAAAUUAUACAAGGCUUAUUUACAAGAUUUCAAUAAUUUUGUCACUGAAAAAUUACCAGCCCCUGCAAAUGAAAUCAUGUCUGAAUUAUUAGCUUUCGAAGCUGAUAGAAGAUCCAUCAAUAUUUCGUUGAAUUCGUUACAGAGUGAUGAUAUCGAUUCCAAUUUAAAAAGACAAUUAUUACCAGAAUUCGGUAAAUUAUAUCCAAUUGAAACAAACCGUUUAAUCGAGGCAAACGAUUUCGAAUUGAUUAGAACUGCCAUCAACAACGUCCAAGAAUAUAAGGGGAUUCUGGAUUCUGGUAAUCUAGAUGAUCAUUUCUAUAAAAUUGAAAUGGAUCUUUGUAGAGAUGCUUUCACUCAACAAUUCUCCGUUAGUGUCAUCUGGGCUUGGAUGAAAUCAAAAGAACAAGAGAUUAGAAACAUUACUUGGAUAGCUGAAUGUAUAGCUCAAAACCAAAGAGAAAGAAUCAACAAUUACAUUUCAGUCUAUUAA
Molecule: messenger RNA, 1038 nt
Organism: Henningerozyma blattae CBS 6284
Lineage: Eukaryota; Fungi; Ascomycota; Saccharomycetes; Saccharomycetales; Saccharomycetaceae
Gene: VMA6
Product: H(+)-transporting V0 sector ATPase subunit d
Exons: 1
Coding region: 1-1038 (345 amino acids)
Biological process (GO): vacuolar transport; vacuolar acidification; proton transmembrane transport
Cellular component (GO): fungal-type vacuole membrane; proton-transporting V-type ATPase, V0 domain; vacuolar proton-transporting V-type ATPase complex
Molecular function (GO): proton-transporting ATPase activity, rotational mechanism
Source: RefSeq, a predicted model, not a curated record